Dimorphilus gyrociliatus is the source of this 3843-nucleotide messenger RNA. NCBI's taxonomy places the organism in Eukaryota, Metazoa, Annelida, Polychaeta, Dinophilidae. The record is from the annotation of a GenBank genome assembly.
ACAAAAUAGCAGACUACAGCUGCUUGGGGACAGAGGAUGGCGGAAGAGAAAGCAGAUUUAAGCAACCUUAAUUUUGAUUUAGAUGAGAUAGAUGAUGAAGAAUUUAAUUUGCCUCAAGUCGAAGCACCGACACUAGAGAGUAUUUUAAAUGAAUCAGAUAAUGAAGAUCUUGAUCCGCAUUCCCUGGAAUACGAUGACUCUCAAUCUGUAUCGAGUAUUGAAUCGCAAGAUACUCCAAAGAAAAAGAGAAAACCUAUUUCAGCUGUACGUUCAGCCAGCGCUAUUCUACGUCAUAUUGUCUUAAAGAGUGUAUCUGCCCAAUUAUCAUCAGCCGUUGAUAGAGUUUCUGCUGGCUCCCCAACAGUACUGGCUGUGGGAAAAUUAUUAGCUGUUGGGACUAGUCAUGGGUUGGUUCUUGUUUUCGAUCCAAAUCAAAGUUUAAAGUGGUGCUUGGGUAGUUCUGUUGUUGGUGUUCAAUAUGGAGCCGUUACAGCUCUAACUUUCGACAAAACCUCUACUCGUCUGCUGUGCGGAUUUGCAAAGUCUGUUAUAACGAUGUGGGAUACAACAAAUGGCAAAUUACUUCGAACAAUUACUGAUGCUCAUCCUCCAGGAACAGCUAUUUUAAAUCUUCAGUUUACUGAUUCACACACGCUAGCAGUGUCAUCAGACAGCGGAGGCUCGGUUUUUGAAUUGGAAUUCAAGAAAUUGAUAGCUGUAAGAAGUUGUGAAUCACGAUGUUUAUUCUCCGGAUCUCGUGGAGAAGUGUGUUGCGUAAAGGCUCUUCAUACUGAAGCAGAGCCUAAUCAUCCUCUUAUGAAUUUAGGAGUAAUUGCCAUGGGUACCUUAUCGAAACUAUUAUUAGUAGCCUUACGACCGCAACUAAAAGUUGUAUAUGCCGAGCCUCUCACUGGUACACCGAAUACCCUUCCACUUUUAGCUUGGCAAUUUGUAGUUAUUCAACUCAAUGACGGAUCAAAAGUAUUUGACCCUGUCUUGGCUUUUGCUAGGCAACAAAGUAUUCAUUUUGUUCAGCUAAUUUGUCGAAAAGGAGCGGAACUUAGCUUCAACAAAUUAAAAACAAUUACGGUCAAUUAUACACUUUUAAAUAUCGCUUGGCUCAACACAAGAGCUCUUAUUCUUCUGGAUCAAAGCGAAAAGUUUCAUAUCCUCGAUAUUCGCAACGAAUUUGAAUUGGAUGUUGUUGAUGUUGCAAAUAUACGCUUUGUGUAUAGUUCUAGCUUCUACAAAUCUCUUGCCACAGGAGGAAACGUUUCAAAAGCUAUGGCUUAUGCCGCUGACGUUGCUUGCUAUAGCUCAAUUGCUACUUAUAGUAAGCAAUUAUUACUCUUGGGUGUUGAAGGAGUUCAUGUCUAUUCUUUAAGAACUUGGAAGGAGAGAAUUGAUGCUGUAGUGAAAACAAGUUACUUAGACGAAGCUUUAAAAUUAGCUGUCUCCUUUUACACCGCAAAGCACGGUGAAACAGCAGCUGUAUUAGGCCUUCCAAUUCAAAUUCAACGAAGAAAAGUUUUGGUUCGAAAAAGGGUUGUUGAGCUAGCUAAUCAGUAUACAAAUUGGGCUCUAAGUACAAACGGAGAUGAAGACUUUUGGGAUUAUGUUGCAAGAAUUCUAAUAGAAAGUUUAAUCAAUGUUGAUGAGAGGAGGGAGCUUGUUCGAACAAUUUAUACAAAAUUUGAAAGUAAUCAACUUUCAAAGAGAGCAUUUUUAGAGAAUGUUGAACCAUUUGUUAUAAGUGGAAAAGCUCCAGACUUAGGACCGUCGAUCAUGAGGGAUUUAGUGGAAUAUUAUGAAUCUACUGAUCAAUUACACCGUUUGGAAGCCUGUUUAAAUCAAGUUGAUAUGUCAACUAUAGAUACAAAUAAAGUCGUUCAAUUAUGCUGGAAUUUCGGAUUAUAUGAUGCUUUUAUAUCAGUCUAUAAUAGGGGAUUGAACGAUUAUUCAACUCCUAUUGAAAAGUUAGCUAAUUUAUUAGAAACUAGUGAUGAAUCUGAAGAAAUGAGGAAGCUGGGCAAUAAGUUAUUAGUUUAUAUAAGUUGUUCAUUAUCUGGAGCAGCUUAUCCUGUUGGAGAUAUAAAAGAAGAAAAGAAGUCUAAUGUAAAAUUAGAAGUUUUUGAUUGUGUUACUAGAUUGCAUUCCUCACGAAAGCGAGAAGAUGAAGCUUCUUAUCCCUAUAUGAGAAUACUUUUGAGAUUUGAUACUGUUGAAUUUUUGAAUGUCUUGGCUUUAGCAAGCCGCUCUGAACCUGAAUUUAAUGGCGAAAACACAGAAGGAGCCACCAGACUUCAAAGGCUAUUAGAUAUCUUGUUGAGAGUUAUGGUCGAAAGUGAAAGGCGAUUUGAAUCUUCACAAAUGGCGGCUCUCUUUACUUUUGUUACAAGAUUAUUAGCUAGAAACAAUAAUGUAAUAGUCAGUAGAGGACUGUUAGAAAAGUUACUACUGAGCGUUCCCGCUGAAUCUAGGGCAACUCCAGGAGGGCAAGUAAGACAUGAUGAGCGAGAACAAGCCUUACAAGAACUACUUGACAAUGGGGGUCAGGAAUAUUUCGAUGAAGAUCGCCUCUUGGAAUUAUGUGAACAUGCUAAAUUCUACAAAGUUUGUCGUUUAAUUUAUGAAAAACGUAGACGAUUUGGUGAUGUUUGGAGAAGCUUGUGGAAUGAUUCAAAUUCAACAGAAUCAGCUCUAAAUUACUUAUAUUCAGUUCUGAUGAAUCAUGUACCGAAUUUGAAAGAAUCAGAGAGAGAAGACAUCAAAGCAACUUCUUCAAAACACAUCGCAGAGCUUGUUCGACACGAUGCCGAUCGAGCUGCUAGAUUUACGCUACUAGGUUUGUUUAAAGAUGUCAAAACGGCUUCGAAUACUUUAGCUGAUCCAGAAGAUAAAUAUAGAUUGUUGAAAGCAAUCAUUGAAAUAUCACCAAAUCAAGACAAUGAUAUUCAUAACGAACUAAUCGAGUUAAUGGCUGAGUUUCAACCAAAGUUAAUCGAGUCUCAUUUACGGUCGGUUUAUAAUCAAUUUGAUGCAAGCAAAGCUUUAGAAGUAUGCAAACGUAAGAACAUUGUCCCUGCUGUUGCUAUUUUGUAUGAAAAGGAUGGUAUGCUUAUGGAAGCUUUCGAAACGCUCUUUGGUGAUGUUCAAAAAAAGCUAGAAGGCUUUAUCUCGGCUGGAAAAGAUACUGUUGAACUUCAGAAAUCUGUUGAAGCAGUUUCUGAUUUGUGCCGACGACAUUCCAAGGCUUUGGAUGGUGAUAACGGAAAGAAAUUAUGGUUUAGGCUGUUAGACGUUCUACUUGCCGCUGACGAAUUUGUGAAAGAUCGAAUUGACUGCCUAGCGGAAGUUUGUCAGAAUUUAUUAAGAAGUAUGGUUGGGCAUGUUCCACUAUCAGAUAUUGUUCAAAGACUAAUGAAAACAAGAACAGGAACUUUUUCUCAAGUUCGUCCUUUAUUAACGGCUCUAUUAGCAAAUUACAAUUAUGAGACGACAUUGCUUGAUAUAUGCCGAAAAUUAGUUGAAAAUGACGCUGCAAGACAUUUGAAAGAGUAUCACGAUCUUCGGGGAAAAGCUAUUACUCCAUCAAUAAUUUGUUGCCUUUGUAAUGGCAUUAUUGAAGAUGAUAACAUUUGCUUUAAAUGUACUCACACAUAUCAUCUAAAUUGUCUCCAAAAGGAAAUCUAUUGCCGACUUUGUGCGCGAAGGAAACCUAAAAAUUGUCAUAUGACCGUUCUAAGAAGACAACCAUUAAAAAUUGAAUCGCCGUGGGCUUCUUCAGAUAUCUUACCAUCGGAGCUGCGGCUAAAGCCCCCUCCACCAUACUCAGCGAAGUAG